UGAAGCAGAUUGCAUGAAACACGUUUCCUGUAACUUGUUUCACGAAACGCGUUUCUCCGGUGUGCAUCCCGCCUAAGAACUGGGCACAUAAUUUCAUACUCAUCUGGACUAUUAUUAAAAUUAUAAAUUUUGUUUCUGAUGUUUUUCAGUCCGCAUGUUACGAGAAGAGUUGCAACUCCUCCAAGAGCAAGGCUCCUACGUGGGUGAGGUUGUCAAACCCAUGGACAAGAAGAAGGUGCUGGUCAAAGUGCAUCCUGAGGGCAAAUUCGUGGUCGAUGUCGAUAAGAAUAUCGACAUCAAUGACGUCACACCCAACUCUCGUGUCGCGCUGAGAAACGAGAGCUACACACUGCACAAGAUACUGCCCAAUAAGGUAGACCCCCUUGUCUCGCUGAUGAUGGUGGAAAAAGUGCCCGACUCGACGUACGAGAUGGUGGGAGGACUCGACAAGCAGAUCAAGGAGAUCAAAGAGGUGAUCGAGCUGCCUGUCAAACAUCCGGAGCUGUUCGAUGUCCUAGGAAUUGCUCAGCCCAAGGGUGUGCUGUUGUAUGGACCCCCUGGAACCGGUAAAACACUGUUAGCCAGGGCCGUCGCCCACCACACAGAGUGUACCUUCAUCCGUGUCUCGGGAUCCGAGCUGGUGCAGAAGUUCAUAGGAGAGGGAUCCCGUAUGGUGCGGGAGCUAUUCGUUAUGGCCAGGGAGCACGCACCGUCGAUCAUCUUCAUGGACGAGAUCGAUUCAAUCGGCUCCUCGCGUAUUGAGUCAGCUAGCGGCAGUGACUCCGAGGUGCAGCGAACUAUGUUAGAACUGCUGAAUCAGCUGGACGGCUUCGAGGCCACCAAAAACAUCAAGGUGAUAAUGGCAACGAACCGCAUCGACAUCUUGGAUCCGGCUCUGUUGCGUCCCGGCCGUAUUGACCGCAAGAUCGAGUUUCCCCCUCCCAAUGAGGAGGCGCGUCUCGACAUUCUGCGCAUCCAUUCGCGCAAGAUGAACCUCACCAGAGGCAUCAACCUCAGGAAGAUCGCCGAGCUCAUGCCGGGGGCAUCUGGGGCUGAAGUCAAGGGAGUGUGUACCGAAGCCGGUAUGUACGCUCUGAGAGAGAGGAGAGUCCAUGUGACUCAGGAGGACUUCGAAAUGGCGGUCGCUAAAGUCAUGCAGAAGGACUCUGAGAAGAAUAUGUCUAUCAAGAAAUUGUGGAAGUAAAUGUGCGUUUAUUUCAAAUUAUUGUAUUGCUAAUAAACAUUGGUCAACUAAGUUCUCAAU
Nilaparvata lugens (brown planthopper) is the source of this 1264-nucleotide messenger RNA. Its product is annotated as 26S proteasome regulatory subunit 8. The transcript has 6 exons. Gene Ontology annotation, cellular component: proteasome regulatory particle, base subcomplex. NCBI's taxonomy places the organism in Eukaryota, Metazoa, Arthropoda, Insecta, Hemiptera, Delphacidae. The record is from RefSeq and is a predicted model, not a curated record. Bases 155 to 1204 code for a protein of 349 amino acids. Gene Ontology annotation, molecular function: ATP hydrolysis activity; proteasome-activating activity; ATP binding. Gene Ontology annotation, biological process: proteasome-mediated ubiquitin-dependent protein catabolic process.